CACACCUAGUCCUCCUGCUGCUGCUGCUCUGCCAUCAACUACUCUGGAGGAUCAUCCAGAACCAUGGUGCCCAGAAUCUUUGCUGCCGUCUUCAUUUGUGAACUCCUGUUCUCAGGCUCAGAAGGACUCACAGAUACUGGGCUGUGGGUGUGCCAUCCAGCGCCCAGGUGUGGGGACGAGAUCUACAACCCCUUGGAGCAGUGUUGUGAUGAGGGCAGCAUCCUGCCCUUGAACCAUACCCGCCUCUGUGGCCGCAACUGCACCUUCUGGCCCUGCUUCCAGCACUGCUGCCUUGAGUCCUGGGGCUCUCAGAAUCGGGCCGUUGUCAGGUUUAAGGUCCCAGGCACAAAGUCCAACUGCAUUGCCGCCCCCCUCAGCAGGAUCUGUGGCCAGGAAUACUUUCCCAGCAAGCCUUCUACCAGAACUGAAUUUAUCUGGACCAUCCUGAGGAGCAUAGACACAGGACACUCAAGACUGUAAUAUUUGCUGGUCAGCAGUCCUAUGAUAACAUAUAAAGUCUCUAAUACUGGUCGGAUAGCUCAGCUGUUUAGAGCAUCAUCCUGAUACACCAAGGUUGUGGGUUCAAUCUCCAGUCAGGGCACAUGCCAGAAACAAUGUAUAAAUAACUGAAAUCCUAUAUAAUAAAAAGGUAAUAUGAAAAUUGACCCUAAUAGUGGAACCUGGAAGGACUGGUCGCUAUGAUGUGCACUGACCAUCAGGGGGCAGACGCUCAACACAGGAGCUGCCCCCUGGUGGUCAGUGCACUCCCACUGGGGGCGCUCCACUCAGCCACAAGCUGGGCUGAAGGCUGCAAGCACAACGGCAGUCGUGGGAGCCUCUCCCAGCUCCUCAACAGCGCUAAGGAUGUCCAACUGUUGGCUUAGGCCACUCUGGGGAGCGAGCCUAAGCCUUCAGUCUUACAUCCCCCGAGGGCUCCCAGGCUGCCAGAGGAAUGUCUGACUGCCAGCUUAGGCCCAAUCCCCUGGGAAGCGGGCCUAAACCAGCAGGUGGACAUCCCCCAGAUUACAAGAGGGUGCAGGGACACACACCCCCAGUGCACAAAUUGUCAUGCAUCAGGCCUCUAGUGUAUAAAUAAACUGGAACAACAAAGUGGUGUUUCUCUCUCUCCAUCACCCUUCCUCUCUAUCUCAAACCAAUAAAUAAAAUUUUUUAAAAGCUUAAAUACUUUAUUGUAUUUAAAAGUGUUAGAUAAAUAGUGGUAUACAGGCAAUCCUCGGAUUACGUCAGACUCUACAUACGUUGCUUCGUGGUUACGUCGCCAUCUCCCAUUUAUUUAUUUUUUUUAAAAGUUCCAUCAUUUCGACGUAUGUAUAUAUGUGCUUUAUGUUUUUUAUUAUUUAUUUACCACAAGUAAAGGUCAGGAAUUGUUAUCUUUCUUUUAAAUUUUUUUUACUGUUUCACUUCAUUACUGCUGUGUAUAUGCUCCAUGUGAGUGACGUAGGUGCUUAUGUAGGUGGGUUCUGACUUACGGCGAAAAUUGCAUUAUGUCGUGCUGUAGGAACGGAUCUCCGAUGUAACCUAAGGACCUUCUGUACUUGUUAGUUGAUUUAGACAGUCCUGCCUUAACCAGAGAAAGUGGUAGUAGAUUUAAUUAUAUUUCUUUCUUUCUCUAGACUCCAAAUAAUUUUUGUACAUAUGUAUGUAUCCCAGUCUUUUUAUUGAAUUUAUUGGGGUUAAUAAAAUUAUACAAGAU
Messenger RNA from Eptesicus fuscus (big brown bat), 1714 nucleotides. It is a transcript of the gene IGFL4, whose product is annotated as IGF like family member 4. Lineage: Eukaryota; Metazoa; Chordata; Mammalia; Chiroptera; Vespertilionidae. The coding region runs from base 64 to 480 and encodes 138 amino acids. Gene Ontology annotation, molecular function: signaling receptor binding. The record is from RefSeq and is a predicted model, not a curated record. The transcript has 4 exons.